UUCAAAAGACGUACACCUUCCAGCUGAAGGACAACGAGGCACCAGAUGAGGAUAAAUCAGUCUCCAUACGAGCCUAUGUGCGGAGGGCCAGUGAAGAAGAGUGUAACUGCACCUAUGUAAUAGAUUCUUCCAGCUUUAAAAUAGACAAUAUGACUGGAGAGUUGAGACAAAGGGUGGAAGUAGACCGCGAAGAGACAGGCAGCCGGUUUUAUGUGACAGUGAAGGCGACAGACCGACACAGCCUUCUCUACAGGACAACAGAUGUUGAAGUGAUAGUUGAAGACGUCAACGACAACCUUCCCUACUUCAACAUCACGCAGCAGAAGUUCAUCGUAAAUCAGAGUGUUCCGAUUGGGUAUAUGAUAGGAAGUGUGACGUCGUUGGACCCUGACCUGGACAGUCAGCCCAGAUACACCACCAUUCCAAGGGAUGAGGCAGUCCAACUGCUGAGUAAUGGAACUCUAAAAGUGAAAGCUUCUCUGCUGAACUACACUGACGUUCGUAUGGUUGUCAGUGUUAAAGAGGAUAACUUUGAAGGAUCUGUCAACAAUUCGCUACAAACUAUCACACAGGUCUUCAUAGAGGUGCGACCAGACGAUUACAACGAACAUGCUCCCAAAUUUCCAAAAGCGAUGUAUAACUCCUCGAUGAAUUUCCAAUCUGAAAAGGGUGCCAAAGUUCCGAUUGAGGACUUCACAGCAACGGACGCUGAUGGAGACAAUAUCACAUACGCCAUACAAACAAGAAAUGAUAGGGAUAAUCUCAAGAUCGACAGCGAGACUGGGACAUUAUCUGUUGACAUUAAAUUUGAUGACACAGUGCCCGAACUCUUAACAUUAGUCAUAGUCGCGAUUGACAAAAGUCCUUAUCCGAAGACUGGAUCGUGUACAGUCUCGAUAACCCUAGUGCAUUAUACACAAACAGAAUGUCUUGCUGAACACGAAUACUUAAGACUACAACAGGACAGAAAACAGAGAGAGCUAUACCUCGGGUUAUUCAUAGCCAUGGCAGUGCUCCUUGGACUGAUCAGCAUUGUUGCAGUGUUCGCGUGUUACAAGUGGAGGACAGUAAGACGCGGAACACAAUAUCGGAAAAAUAUCGAGACAGCUCAUGCUAAAGGGGGAAAAGAUUCAGCAGAAGGUGGAUAUGACUCCCUGGCCGCGAAAGAAGAAGAUAAGCCUUACAACCAACUCAGAGACAAAGACUUCUCAGCAGGCGUUCCAAACCCGGCAUAUGUGUCUUCAGGUUCAAGAGCUCCAUGCACCCCGCCAGCAGAGCCUCAUCCUGACGAGCAUCAGUCAAGUGAAAUCCUCAUGUGAAGAGCCCCUCCAUCCACUGUCAGUGAAAUGUGACCAUACACAAGAAGUGCAAGCGUAAUACUUGAACAUUUAAAGCAUGAAUUAUUCAUGCCCCCAAACACCUUUUAAAACUGUGAUAUUUCUGCAUAUGAGAAACACUGUUAAAGGGCAGGUGUAAUGAGUUAAUCUGGAUCGAAAUUAAUUAUCGAUAUGUUUAAUUACAAUAGCAUUGAAUAUGCCUUAUAUGUGUAUGUGCUUUCUUCUUUUCACAUGUUCCUCUUGUGGUAAGAGGUGACUAACGGGAUCUGGUGGUCAGAAUCGCGGACGUGGUUGACACAUGUCAUCGUAUCCCAGUAGCGUAGAUCGAUGUUCAAGCUGUUGAUUACUGGAUGGUCUGGUCAAGACUCGAUUAUUUACAGACCGCCGCCAUAUAGCUGGAAUAUUGCUCAGUGCGGCGUAUAACUGAACUCACUCACAUGUUCCGAUGUCUUGUCAUAGUUUCGGGAGUUUUAGUGUCUGCAGUAAAUAGUCUCUGGGUGUUUAGUUUCUGCAGUAAUAAUAAUCUUGUUUUAACACUCUUGAAAUGUCUUAGUCGUAACAACUGUCCUAUGUAUAGAAAUAUUAAGACUUUGCUGGAACCGGUUAUCGUGCCAGUUUGAAUACAACUAUCAGUAGGUUUAUUGUUUGCAGUUAUUAACCUUGUAUUUAACACUCUUGCAACGUCUUAGUCACGACAACUGUAGCUUUUAUAGAACUUUGAAGUCACCGUUUCCUUUUUGUUUGGACGGGAAGGUUUUAGAACAAGUGUUCUGAUAGUCGGGUAUCAUCUUGUUGACGUUCACAUUUGUAUAUUUAAUACGCACCCCAUUGUUAUAGAAUAGACUCGUCAGUGGCUCUUCACAGUUUUCAGUCUCAUUAUCAACUGUAUAUACUGUAACUUAGGUCAAUGUUUAAACAUUGAAAAUAUGUAUCACUUAUAAUUCUUGUUUUAUAAUAUUGAAUAAAAUAUAUUUUUAGUUAAAAA
Messenger RNA from Haliotis rubra (blacklip abalone), 2322 nucleotides. Its product is annotated as cadherin EGF LAG seven-pass G-type receptor 2-like. Bases 150 to 1319 code for a protein of 389 amino acids. Gene Ontology annotation, biological process: cell morphogenesis; homophilic cell-cell adhesion; multicellular organism development. Lineage: Eukaryota; Metazoa; Mollusca; Gastropoda; Lepetellida; Haliotidae. Gene Ontology annotation, cellular component: plasma membrane; adherens junction; catenin complex. The record is from RefSeq and is a predicted model, not a curated record. Gene Ontology annotation, molecular function: calcium ion binding; cadherin binding. The transcript has 10 exons.